AUGGAUUACAGUACUUACAAACUCUGGGAUAAGACUAGCAGAAGUUACACCAGAAGAAGGGUCUUUCAGGGGGCCUCACUUUCCCCACUACUCUCCGUAGUAGCCAUGAUUCCCAUGACAAAAGUACAGCAGAAGAUGAAUGCUGGGUACCAACUCAAGAAAGGAGGCAACAGAAUUAACUGUCUGAUGUUCGUGGAUGACAUCAAGCUGUAUGGUAAGAACAUGAAGGAAAUAGAUACCCUAAUCCAGACUCUCCCUCCCUACAGCCACACCCCUCCCUCUCCCGCUCUGUCUCCCUACUGGGCUUCACCUCUGUCUUUUUCUCUCGUAGUUUGCUCGGAUAUAUUUUCUUCCCUCUUGCUGUCCAACCUCGAUGGCUAUGACUUCCUAGUGUUGAUAGGCACAUUUGAUGAAAAUAGUGUGGACUGCAGACAAUUUCCCAAUCCUCCGAAUCUACUUCGGAGCUCUCAUGAAAUUCCUUUUUCAAUUGGAGAAAAUACUGGAGAUUAUCCUCUUCUAAGGUGGAUACGUGGAUAUCUUCGAAAUAGAGUCUCUCGUGUGCUGUUUAAGGGAGCAUUGAGCACUGCAAAGGAACUUGAACUUGGUACUCCACAAGGGGGGGUACUUAGUCCGUUUUUAUUUAAUAUCCUCCUACAUUGCCUUCUUUCCUUACUUCCUAAUACUGAUAACACAACCAUCACUUGCUACGCAGACGAUAUUUGCAUUCAUUCAACCUCCCCGGAUCACUUGCAACGCUUCCUUUCUUCCUUCUAUGAAUCAGCAUCCUCCUGUGGUCUUAUCAUCUCCCCAGGAAAAAGUAGAAUCUUCUCCCCAAGGCCAGCAAGGAAUUUACCAGAAUUUACUGUGGGGAACAAUGUUGUACCUUUAUGCACACAGUAUAUUUAUUUGGGAGCGCCAGUGCGAAUUACACCAUCCAUUCCAGCAAGACAGAGAGUACAUCCCAUUGUUCAAGAUCUGCUGGCCCGGUUACAGCGACGCCUGACUCCUCUCAAGUGGCUUACUAAUUAUUCUGCAGGAGUAUCUAUCCCAGUUGCCAGAAACAUAUAUAUUGCUUUCAUCCGCUCAGUGAUAGAUUAUCUUUCCCCUGCACUAUGUCAACUCUCCAGAUCAACUCUACAGCCGCUUGAAAAAUUCCAGAACCAAGCAAUGAGAUUCAUUCUAGGUUGUCCAGCAUCCACUAGAAUUGUAAACAUGCAACACGAACUCCGUCUCCCUCCACUCGUUGAGCGAAUAUACUCCAAUGUCACCUACUUCAGUAUCAAAUGCCUGUAUUACCCUCACCUGUCUCCUCACUAUUCAAACAUCAUCAGAACUUCUCUGGAUCUAGAUGCACCUCGUCCACAACUACGCCAGGGGGGACGUACACUAGUUAGUACUGUCUGUUCAAGCAUUCGGGGGCUUGACAUCAACAUCGUGGCAGAGAAUGUGGAUCAUGGCCUUGCACCCUGGCAGACUCCUGUGCCAGCAAUCUCUUACACUCCAGUCUCUAAGACUGACUUGCCUCAACUUCACAACAACGUGCAUUGGAGACCAUCGACAGACUAUCCUCACCCCUCCAGUGUAGCCCAUCACCUCUACACAGACGGCUCCCUACAGCAGGAUGGCAGUGCUGGAUGUGCUGUUUUCUCCCCACUGGAACCCCCGCCAGGGGGGCUGGAUAGGCCGUCGCCUCCCAGAGUCAUCAAGCUCCACAUAUUGUGA
Molecule: messenger RNA, 1722 nt
Organism: Macrobrachium nipponense
Lineage: Eukaryota; Metazoa; Arthropoda; Malacostraca; Decapoda; Palaemonidae
Source: RefSeq, a predicted model, not a curated record